AUGAUUUUCAACAAUGCCGCGAAUCGUGCUAACCCAUGCCUUCCGCCUCUGCCACCACUUCCACCCGCAUUUGGACUGGAUGGCUUCGAGGUCGAAAUUCCCCAAAUUCCAGAGACAACAUCGGGAUCAGGACGGUCUUGGUUUGAUCGGGGAUUAACUAACAAUGCGGUCGCUUUAAGGAGUAUUGCUACUUUACAAAAUAGAAAUACAAACCUACAAAGGGAAAAUGGACGAUUGCGAAAUCUAGGUGAAUCAUGGCAAAGGGAAGCUGGACGACUGCGAAAUCAAGAUGCCAGACUGGACAGACAGGAUGAGCGACAAAAUCAGAUUAUUGAGGAACUACGUGGCCAGUUGACCGAAUUGAGGAGACGAGAUGAGCAGCAUACGCAAACGAUUCAAGGGCUCAGGGAACAGGUAGAAGGAUUGGGUGAAAAGGAUCAGAUGAUUGAUGACCUAUGCAUUCAAGUCUCGGAGUUAAGGAGGGAAGAUGCUUUACAUGCGCAAACUAUUCGAGAACUUAGAGAUCAGGUAGCUAAAGCAGGUGAGAAGGAUCAGACAAUUGAGAGACUACAAACCCAAUUGUCAGAGGUAAGGAGGGAGAACGACUCACAUACACAAACCAUCCAAGGACUCAGAGAUCAAGUAGCCAAGCUACUCGAUAACCCAUCCAUCGAGGACCUCGGUACUCAAAUAACCAACCUAUCAGAGACCAUUGAUCAAAAAAACCACAUCAUCCAAAACCUCCACAAGCAAAUAAGCAUCCUCACCGAACAGCACAGCAAACAAGUAACGGAGCUCCGCUCCCGCCUCACCACCAUCUCGAAAGAGAACGACGAGCGCGUAAACAUCAUGUCAGAACUACGCGUCAAGCUCACGGGGGAGAGUGAAAAAAAUAUGAAGCACGAAUGGACCAUUUCUUCUCUGCGCAAUCGAUUAAAUAACGAAGCGGAAAUGUGCGAGGUGCGGCGGGCGUGGGCAGAGCGACAACACGAGACGGCGAUGGAAAAGGUGCAGUAUGAGCUUGGGGAAGUGCGGGCGCAGAAUGCGAUGCUGGAGCUGCGCGUGAAGAAAUGUGAGGGGGAAAGGGAUGAGGCGAGGAUUGCGCGGCGGGCGGCGGAUGAUGGGUUGGAGGAGGUGGUGGAGAGGUGGAGGGGGGUGGAGGCGAUGAAUGCAUUGUUGGAGGGGAGGUUGAGGGGGUGGGAGAGCAGAGAGGAGGAGGAGGUGGAGAUGGAGGCGGCGGAACAGCAGGGUGUGUAUGAGGAGGAGAUUAGGGUGUUGAAGGAGGAAUUGAGGAUUGCGAAGAUGGCUGGGGCUCAGAAACCGGCUGGGGGGAAGUGA
Messenger RNA from Botrytis byssoidea, 1338 nucleotides. RefSeq lists its product as uncharacterized. Lineage: Eukaryota; Fungi; Ascomycota; Leotiomycetes; Helotiales; Sclerotiniaceae. Bases 1 to 1338 code for a protein of 445 amino acids. The transcript has a single exon. The record is from RefSeq and is a predicted model, not a curated record.